Molecule: messenger RNA, 1786 nt
Organism: Camelina sativa (false flax)
Lineage: Eukaryota; Viridiplantae; Streptophyta; Magnoliopsida; Brassicales; Brassicaceae
Product: monodehydroascorbate reductase 4, peroxisomal
Cellular component (GO): cytoplasm
Molecular function (GO): oxidoreductase activity, acting on NAD(P)H
Source: RefSeq, a predicted model, not a curated record
AAAAUUAAAAACAAAAAAUAUACAAGACCAUCGUCUUUUUUUAUUUUUUAUUUUUUUGUUGUUGUCAAGCAUACAAAACCAUCGUCAUGUUUAGGAUUUUCUCGGGAAAGUGAUAAGGAAAAAAACAUGGGGAGAGCGUUCGUGUAUGUAAUUCUAGGUGGAGGUGUUGCUGCUGGUUAUGCAGCUCUCGAAUUCACGCGUAGAGGUGUCUCCGAUGGCGAACUCUGUAUCAUUUCCGAAGAACCCGUUGCACCGUAUGAGAGGCCAGCCUUAAGCAAAGGUUUUCUGCUGCCAGAAGCUCCUGCACGGCUUCCUUCUUUCCACACUUGUGUUGGUGCUAAUGAUGAGAAGCUCACCCCGAAAUGGUACAAGGAUCAUGGAAUUGAAUUGGUUCUUGGAACUCUUGUUAAGUCAGUUGAUGUGAGGAGGAAGACUCUUUUAUCUAGCACUGGGGAGACUAUAAGUUACAAAUUCUUGAUCAUUGCAACUGGUGCCCGGGCGUUGAAGCUCGAAGAAUUUGGGGUGGAAGGCUCAGAUGCUGAAAAUGUUUGUUACUUACGAGAUCUGGCCGAUGCAAACAGGCUUGCCACUGUGAUUCAAUCAAGCUCCAACGGGAAUGCUGUUGUUAUCGGUGGUGGCUACAUCGGCAUGGAGUGUGCUGCAUCUUUGGUGAUCAACAAAAUCAAUGUGACGAUGGUUUUCCCAGAGGCUCACUGCAUGGCACGUCUCUUUACGCCCAAGAUUGCAAGUUUGUAUGAAGACUACUACAGAGCUAAAGGCGUGAAAUUCAUAAAAGGAACGGUUUUAACAUCAUUUGAGUUUGACUCGAAUGGAAAGGUCACUGCGGUCAAUCUCAAAGAUGGGAACCAAUUACCAGCAGAUUUGGUUGUGGUUGGAAUCGGGAUACGACCAAACACAAGCUUGUUUGAAGGACAGUUAACAAUAGAGAAAGGAGGGAUAAAAGUGAACAGCAAAAUGCAGUCAAGUGACAGCUCAGUGUAUGCAAUAGGCGAUGUAGCUACAUUUCCAGUGAAACUAUUUGGCGAAAUGAGGAGGCUUGAGCACGUGGACUCAGCUAGGAAAUCAGCGCGACACGCAGUUUCAGCCAUCAUGGAUCCAGUCAAGACCGGAGAAUUUGACUAUUUGCCAUUCUUCUACUCAAGGGUCUUCGCCUUCUCAUGGCAGUUCUAUGGAGACCCUACAGGUGAUGUUGUGCACUUUGGAGAUUAUGAAGACGGGAAAUCGUUUGGAGCGUAUUGGGUUAAAAAGGGUCACCUUGUUGGAUCUUUUCUUGAAGGAGGGACUAAAGAAGAAUAUGAAAUCAUCUCAAAGGCGACACAAUUGAAACCAGCUGUGACUAUUGAUUCGGAAGAAUUGGAAAAAGAAGGACUCGGGUUUGCUCAGACCGUAGUGAGUCAGCAUAAAGUUCCUGAAGUUAAAGAUAUUAAGAGCUCUGAGAUGGUGAGGCAAUCUUCAAGCGUGGUGAUGAUGAAGAAGCCUUUGUACGUAUGGCAUGCUGCUACUGGAGUCGUUGUGGCUGCAUCUGUAGCUGCGUUUGCGUUUUGGUAUGGGAGGAGACGCCGUAGAUGGUGAGAAAGCCACCCACUUCAAGUGAUUUUGAAAUGUGGGGUGUUGGAUUCAUUGGAAAUGGAACUUGUUUGUUGUUUGUAGCAUUGGUGGGAAAAAAAUAUAGAAGGGAGAGUCCAAACUACUCGAUGUGAUUACACAACAUUGGUAUACGAUUAUUAUAUGCUUCUUUUUAAUGCAUAAAUGUUUUCCACUACAA